Molecule: messenger RNA, 4715 nt
Organism: Pseudophryne corroboree (corroboree frog)
Lineage: Eukaryota; Metazoa; Chordata; Amphibia; Anura; Myobatrachidae
Gene: RHBDL3
Product: rhomboid like 3
Exons: 10
Coding region: 446-1669 (407 amino acids)
Cellular component (GO): membrane
Molecular function (GO): calcium ion binding; serine-type endopeptidase activity
Source: RefSeq, a predicted model, not a curated record
AAACAGCCAGUAGGUGGCAGCACAGGCUUGCAAUCUCUGAUCACUGACGUUGGGAUGAAUUAGGCUUUGAGAGCAAAUUUCCAUUCUGAAUGAUACAAUUAUUCUAUAUGGACACCCUUGGAUAACUACAGUGUGAGUUUCCUUUGUUUCCAUAGGGGCUGCCUGCGAGGGAGCGUACUCUGUGGAGCUGCAGGAUUCUGUGGAGGAGACAUGAUGUCAGUGUGGUCGUGGGACUCGUAUCAUUCAGCCUGGCAGAUCUGCAAGGGCACACAGUGGAUGUCUGAAGAGGUGCAGUUGGAAGGAUCUCCUCUCUCAGCAGACACAUGCUGUUCUCUCUCUUCUUCUCCUCUUCACACGGAUCACUGGCUCACCCAGGCAUGAGGACGACACAUUGCACAGCUGCUGAAACUUUGCCAGGGAUACAAGUUGUCUCUUGAUUGAAAGAAUGGGGGAGCAGAAGGAGAGGGGUCCGAACUGUUCCCCUGCAGUGGCCGGCAGCUCUCAGGCAGAGCAGAUUGAAGUUCUGGAGUCUGUGGACGUCUUACCUAUGGCUACUGAAGAUCACUGGAAAGGUCUGUUUAUCCAGUUUGAUUCUGAGAGCAGUGGAUAUAUCAGCACCCAGCAGUUCUGGACCCUGCUACAAAACCACAGCUCCGAGCUGGAUCCUCACAAACUGGACGUCCUUCUGGCCCUAGCGGACAGCAAUGCUGAUGGGAAGAUAUGCUAUCAGGAUGUUUUGAAUCUAAUGAGCAACAAGAGGUCAAACAGUUUCCGUUGUGCAAUCUUGCAGGGGAACAGGCACUUGUGUAACAAAGCACUUCUAGAAGAGCCUGGCUUGAGCCUCACACAGCGGCUGAUCCGCCACGUUGCCUAUGAGACCUUGCCUAGGGAGAUAGACCGGAAAUGGUUUUAUGAUAACUACACAGGUUGUCCCCCACCUUGGUUUUUGAUUACUGUGACCAUUGUGGAGGUUGUCUUCUUUGUUUACUAUGGGCUGGUGUUGGACCGAUUCGUGCUUCAAGUCACACACUCCCAGUACUUGAAGAAGAACCCAGUUGUGUAUCACCCCCAGCUACGAGCUCAGGCCUGGAGAUAUCUCAGCUACAUGUUCAUGCAUGCAGGGAUAGAACACCUUGGGGUGAACAUAGCCCUGAAACUACUGGUGGGUGUCCCCCUGGAGAUGGUACAUGGUGCUGUGCGAAUCGGGUUUGUGUACAUUGCAGGGGUCCUGGCAGGUUCUCUGGCAGUAUCUGUGGCUGAUAUGACUGCUCCUCUGGUGGGAUCUUCGGGAGGAGUCUACGCCAUUGUUUCUGCACACCUGGCCAAUAUUGUGAUGAACUGGUCCGGGAUGAGAUGUCAGUUCAAGCUCCUGCGCAUGUCCUUUGCCUUAAUAUGUAUGAGCUUUGAAUUUGGGAGAGCCGUCUGGUUAAGGUUUUACCCAUCUGCGUAUCCUCCAUGCCCUCACCCGAGUUUUGUGGCCCACUUAGGUGGCGUUCUGGUUGGCAUAACCUUGGGAGUUGUGAUUCUCAGGAACUUUGAACAAAGACUCCGGGAUCAGUCUCUAUGGUGGAUCUUCCUGAGCAUCUACAUGUUCUUUGUGAUGUUUGCAGUCUUAUGGAAUGUAUUUGCCUUCAACAUGGCUGGUCUUCGAUUACCUCCACCCCCAUAGAUGGGAACUGAGGAAUCGGGGAACCUGCCACAGUUCUUACUAGAUUUUGAUCUUCAUCCUACCCUAGCAGCCAAUCAGUUGUCCAGUACAGUGAAAGAGAAUUCAUUCUAAACCUCUUUUUGGGAGUCAGGUCUAAGAAGAGAAUAUCAAUGUUAGAUUAUAUUCUGAUCUUUUUACAGAUCAUUUGUCUUUAUUAUUUUUUUUACACACACAUAUAUAUAUAAUUGUUUUUUAUAUUUUUGUCUGUAAAAUCUAAAUUAUUUUCCAUGAAACAAUGUGGUCCCAAGAAGACCUGUUGUCUAUCUCCCAGAAGAGCUGAGAGGAUCUGGCAUAUUUAUCUGGAACAGAAUAUUUAUAUAUAUGUCUUGUGUAAACAAACACUCGUACAGCAUAAUAGUAGCUUGCAACGUUUCAGGCCUUUAUUGGCCUGUCUUCAGGCAAUGCAUACACACAACAAAUGCACAAAAUAUUACCUUAUCUCCCCUCUGGAUCCCGUCAACAGACGCUGGGUCGCCAUAUGCCUCAGUCCUCCAGACAGGAAGUGAGGAACAAGGAAGUCUCUCCGCCUCCUCCAGUGAAUUGGUUGCCAUGGCAACAUAACGCCUGCAUUAGAGCCGGUACAAAUACAGCGGACAUCACAGAAAUGCAUUGGACGGAGGCAGAGAGGAAUGUAUAUAAUAUAGGACAGGCAUGGUCAACCUAUGGCUCUCCAGCUGUUGUAAAACUACACAUCCCAAUGUGCUCUGGAGCAGUUUUAGCAUUGCCUAAUUGUGGCAGGGCAUGCUGGGAUGUGUUGUUUCAACAGCUGGGGAGCCACAGGGUGGCACUGGCAAAGCCUGAUAAUAGGAUGAUGUCAGUACACAUGGGGAAUGCCAGUGUGUUUGUGCACCUCAGUGAAGAUUUUAAUAUUUAAGAUUUUAAGUUUAAUAUGUCUUAAUUGUCUCUGCAUAAAGUUUACACUCAGCUAAAACAUUGCUAUGGAGUCCUACCUACAAUACAAGUUCCAUGUCUUACCUUCUUGAAAAAAUUUAUCUGGCCAUAUUAUAGUGUUCACUGAAGUGUUGGCUAUCUUAUCCAUGAAUAUAUGUGUAUAUACACACACAGGGCAGCCAUCGGGCGGGGGGCUGUGGGGACUGGGGUCCCGGGCCCUUACAGGAGGAGGGCCUACACCUGGCUCCUACUACCAAUAUCUGUAGAGCUGCACCAGUCUGUGAAUUGACAGCAGUCUGAUGCGCAAGGAAGACUUCUUAGUUAAAACAAGCCUCAUUUGCGCAUCAGCUCUCUGUAAACCAUUCCUGUAGGUCUGCAACACUCAACCUAUAUGUAACAUCACAAUGUGUGUCAUCAUGUAGGGAAGGAGCAGUGUGGCAGAAUAUUUUUUUAUUUUUUGGGGGGGAAGGGAGGGGCCCUGUCUACUUUGUCAGUCCCGGGCCCCAUAAUUUCUGAUGGCAGCACUGUACACAUACAUAUAUACAUGUAGCUUUGACUAACAAUGCCUAAUUCAUAUCUAUUAGUACAUUACAUAACAGCCGCCAACAAAGGUUUUGAUUACUUUUAGUGGUUAGGAAGAUGAUUUAGUAAAUGUGCAGAAUAUGUUGUCCAUCAUUUAUGGUAGAAUCACUCAUUAUUAUGGAAGCAACCACUUUUGGAGUAGCUGUGAAUUAGAAUUUAAAAAACACAGAUUUUUUUAAUAGAGAGUUAUAGCGGCAGCUCUGCAUCCAGCUCAGGUUAUGAGUUGUGUAAGGUGAAAAUAUCUAGGAAUAUCUGUGAUAUAGUAACAAUUUUCUAUAUUUUAUAACGUGAUAUUUUAUAGUAGUGUAAUUUACCUUUACUUCAUAAAUGCCAUUUAAGAAUAUAUUUUUAAUAGACUAAAAUUCUGACUUGCCGAGCCAUAGAGCUGAACAGUACUGCCUUCUUUCUUCUUACAAAUUAGUAGAUAGGUGUCACUAAUUGAUCAGCGCACCAUAAACUAACAAGUGCUGGACUAAGGUACAUAGGGAUAGGAGUCCAAAGCUAAUUAAACAUGUUCUUUCCAGAAGUUGAUAUACUGUAGUCAUCUCUGCCUCAGCCUCAUUAAAUGCCACCAGAAGUUCUACCAGUUACAUAUAGUAACAAAUCAGGUUACACCUCUCAGAAUGUAAGAUAACAUCAUGUGACUAGGCCACACUUAUAGAGAGUGGAAAGAAAAUGCCGUACACGUGCUUCUUCUAUUAAAUCCCAUCUACCCAAUACUAGUGUUCUGUCCAAAUGCCGAUAUUAACAUCACAGGUUAGAGAUAUAUGUCUAUUAGGUUUACCUUCUCCUCCAUCCAAAUUAAUAUUAAACCCUAAAAAUAAUACAUUAAAGUAAACUUCCAUUAAAUUGAAUUAAUUUUCGAAUUAUGAAUGCAAUGGGCUGCGCAGUAUGGUAAAUGUAUAGCAAUUACAGUUUAAUAUGAGAAGCAUCGAUUCCUCAUUUCACAAAUGAUAAUAACUAUAAUCCCAAGCAUUAUAGGAUGCAAGAUACAGGCAGUAGUAAGAUUUGAAUGAUGUUGCCACUCGAUUUAAAGUUAUAUCAAAUUACCGCUUAAAUCUAGCAGCAUUGCCGAAAUCUCAUCUUUGUCUACAUGUUGCAAGCUAUUACAUUUGGGCCAUUGUUUCUAAUAGUUGGCGGACAUAUCAAGACUUUCCAAGCAGCAGAUCACCAUAUGAAUUGCAUAACAAUUUGAGUUAUUUCUCAGUUUAUUCAUCUACUGGACAGCAAGACACUUAAAGGAAAGUUUCUUCUCCAGGUAGCUGCUGAAUGUAUGGACAUAAUUACUUUGCGUUCUGCCUGUGUGGCAGUGAAUAUGAAUGCCAUCUGCAUUACCUUUUCUUUUUUACUCUCGUAUACCACUUUUCUGAGCUGGAGUGGGGGACCUAACCUGUGGGUUGGCACAAGAUGGGCAUUACAGUAGUCCUCAUUAAACAAGGAACAUGCAGUAAUAUCAGUCAAUGUUGUAUCGCCAACACUAUGUACAGUUAUUUUUGUACUGGAGUAUAAAAUGUAAAUAAAGUGUUAAAUGCUG